This is a messenger RNA of Aspergillus nidulans FGSC A4, 1650 nucleotides long. Its product is annotated as amidohydrolase. Gene Ontology annotation, molecular function: hydrolase activity, acting on carbon-nitrogen (but not peptide) bonds. NCBI's taxonomy places the organism in Eukaryota, Fungi, Ascomycota, Eurotiomycetes, Eurotiales, Aspergillaceae. The record is from RefSeq and is a predicted model, not a curated record. Bases 1 to 1650 code for a protein of 549 amino acids. The transcript has 2 exons.
AUGAGGACCCUUUAUCACAACGCCUCUGUCUUCUCUCGCACUGAAUACGAUAGCAAGGAUGCAGAUACUUGUCUCCUUGUCGAAGAUGAAAGCAUUAUUUAUGUAGGCUCCGAACAGGAUGCCCCUGCAUCCGAUAAGCAGGUCAACCUAGCCGGCCGACGAGUCCUGCCUGGGUUUAUUGAUGGACAUAUGCACCUCCUCCUCUUUGGCUCUUCGCUGUCAAAAAUCAGCCUGGCAGGUUGUACAUCCCUCUCAGAGAUCCAAUCAACCAUCCGCGAUGCAGCAACCUCCCGAUCUCCCACCACAUACCCGCGCCUCUUCUGCAGCGGGUGGAUGCACUCCAUGACGGACGGACAAGCUCUAGCCAGCGACCUCGACGAUCUCGACCCCCACGGCCGGCCGAUAUUCAUCGACGCCAAAGACCUGCAUUCAGCGUGGUGCAACACUGCAGCCCUAACGGACCUAGGAAUUGACAAAUCCACACCUACACCUGCUGGCGGAGACAUCGCACGCGAUAAUGACGGUAACCCCACCGGGCUACUCAGUGAGUCUGCCGCUGUAACGAUCGUCUGGCCGCACGUUGCGCGGGUCGCGACGACGAACGAGAAAAAGGAAUACGUGAAGGAUGCGAUUCGCGCGUAUAAUGCAGCAGGGUACACGGGAAUGGUGGAAAUGGCAACAGAUGAGAAUAUCUUCGAGACCGCGCGGCAGUUGCGAGAACAGGAGCCGGAGUCAUUUUCAAUUAGGCUGGCUAUGCAUUGGCUUAUUACGCCCGCUGCUAGCGAGGAAGAAGUGCUAGCGCAGGUCGAUCGAGCAAUUGAAUUGCAUGAGAAGUACAACAAAGAGACGAGCUCAGAUUUCCGGAUUGCAGGGAUCAAAGUCAUCUGUGAUGGUGUUGUUGAUGCCUGUACCGCGGCGCUGUUAGAGCCAUAUACGGCUGGUUUAUCAAACACUGCCUCGACAGCUUCACCGGCACCCCUCUGGGAAGAAGGUAUCCUCCGCAAAGUCGUCCAGCGCGCCGACGGCGCCCGUCUCCAAGUUGCCUUGCACGCGAUUGGAGACGCUGCAGUUGCACUCGCCAUCAACACGCUUGAAACCGUAGAGCCGCGACCAGGCUCACAAUCCCGCCGGCACCGCAUCGAACAUCUCGAACUUACUUCUCCAUCUGAUGCAUCUCGUCUUGCCUCCCUCGGUAUAACUGCCAGCAUUCAGCCCGUACACGCCGAUCCCGCAAUUCUCCGGGCAUGGCCGCGUCUUUUAGGCCCCGAGCGUGUGCGCCGUGCAUUUGCGUAUCGCGAAUUCGCCGAAGCUGGCGCAAAUGUUGCCAUUGGGACGGAUGCACCGACAGCGCCGCAUUCUGCGCUGAGAAAUCUGUAUACGGCUACCACGAGAAGAUCAGCGAGGGAGCCAGAGUGCCAGGAAACGGUUAAUGAGGGGUUUAAGUUGAGUUUGGUGCAGGCUAUCAGUGCGGCGACCAGGAAUGCGGCGUAUAGUUGUUUUGCGGACGAUGUGACCGGGGCGCUGGAGGUGGGGAAGAAGGCGGAUUUUGUGGUACUUGAUAUGCAGUGGAACGAAAACAAAUUGUUGGAAGCGAGGGUUGUAAAGACUUAUUUUCAGGGAAGGUGUGUUUUUGCAGAGUCUGAGUCCUAA